This is a messenger RNA of Aricia agestis (brown argus), 2250 nucleotides long. RefSeq names its product sphingomyelin phosphodiesterase-like. Gene Ontology annotation, cellular component: lysosome. NCBI's taxonomy places the organism in Eukaryota, Metazoa, Arthropoda, Insecta, Lepidoptera, Lycaenidae. Bases 276 to 2213 code for a protein of 645 amino acids. The transcript has 10 exons. Gene Ontology annotation, biological process: sphingomyelin catabolic process; ceramide biosynthetic process. The record is from RefSeq and is a predicted model, not a curated record. Gene Ontology annotation, molecular function: acid sphingomyelin phosphodiesterase activity.
AUAUUAAAGGAUUAUCAAAUACUACUACUUUUUACCUUUACCUAGAAAAUAAUCGAGACGUUAGGUUUGUUGUUGACUGUACUCAAUUCGGUCAGCACUCAGUAUUGUAAUGUAUUCGUUAUUUCUUUUGUGAUAAGGGUGAUAGAUAAAAAAUUGCUCAUUACAGCCCGCAUCAGCGAUUGCAAAAGUCGGGUUAUGUUUAUUCUAUCGCCUACUUAAUAUAAAAACGUUGAGGAUUUUUUUUAUUAGUGUGCAUAGAUUAUUGCGAUUUCAACAUGAAGUUGUUUAUUUUCAUGUUUUUAUUUGUUACUUCGUCAUUGGCCACGCAUCUUCUUACACCAGAUGACUUACAAGAAUUGUUUAUCAAAUUCGCAAGAAAAGAAUUGUCGCAGUCUGAAAUCGACGUAUUGACAAACGUGCUGAAAGUGUAUUACAGUCAGACACCUAACAGCCGCAUUAGCGUUGAAAGAUCGAACAUACAAUGUCUGAUAUGCCGAAGUGGAGUCUCGGCGCUGUUCGAGCUGGUCAGGAACGGAGCGGCUGAUGAUGAGCUAAUCGAUGCUGCGACCGUCAUGUGCUCAGCCCUGGGCAUUGUCUCUCCGAAUGCCUGUCAGGGAGUUAUAGAGUUGAAUGCGCCAAUAUUUACAUACAUCAUAAGUUCAACUCCCGAGUUGACGCCUGCUACGGCGUGUGGUCUGUUGCUGCAGAACGUUGGUAACGAUGUGUGUAAUUACGAUGAUCCGAGGUUCGAGUGGGAAGUGGAUCUACCGGCACCUAUAGAAUCCGAAGAUGUUGAAGAGGUACAAACUGAGGACGCCAAUCCUCUCACCGUCGUCUUAAUCACUGACGCUCACAUAGAUCCUUACUACGAGCCUUUCGGUGUCGCCGAUUGCGACGAACCGACCUGCUGCAGAACAGGUCAACGACCACGAACUACUAUGACCUCCACAGAUAUAGACGAGGAGGCUGUAUCGAGAAGCAUACUCACAGUCAAUAACGAAUUAGUACUAGACGUUGAUGCGCUGUCUUCAGUUGUACGGACAGUGAAACACGCGGUUCGAACUAAUUCAGAACCGGCCGGCUACUGGGGCGACUGGAGAAACUGUGACUCGCCGAUAUGGGCCUACGACGAUGUUAUAGACAGAAUCGCGUCGGCGCACCAGAACAUCGACAUCGUCUACUACCUAGGAGACAGUAUAGAUCACCAUGUUUGGGAAACUACAUACGACAUGAUCAACGAUGUCAAUCUGCACAUCAUCGAGAAGAUGAGGAGUAGCUUCGGCGAAGACGUGCCUAUAUUACCCGUCAUCGGUAAUCAUGAAUCUCAGCCGACGAAUCAAUUCGCCCCAAGCUCCGUUGUCGGGGACAAAUUGAAUACGACGUGGCUUUACGAGGCGUUGGCCAAUAAAUGGGAUCACUACUUGACGGAAGAGGCUAAGGAGACGGUGCGAGAACGCGGCGAAUUCUCCAUAUUAGCGAAACCCAAAUUACGUGUUAUUUCUAUUAAUAACAACGUUGCCUAUCGAAACAACUGGUGGGUAAUGUAUGACCCCACAGAUGCCAAAAAGCAUUUGGACUGGUUGGUUGAGGAGUUGUAUAAGGCGGAGCUGGCCGGAGAGAAAGUACACAUCUUAGGCCAUAUACCACCAGGCGUCCACGACUUCUUCUAUACUUGGACAAGGGAAUAUAAUAAAAUAGUCAAUCGAUUUUCAUCGACAAUCGCAGCGGAAUUCAAUGGCCAUGUUCAUUCAGACGAGUUUAAAAUAUUUUAUAAUGACGCUGGCAACCCUAUUAACGUGGCAUGGGGUGCGGGCGCCGCUACGACCUACAGCAAUUACAAUUUAAACUAUAAAAUUGCCACCAUCGAUCCCGAAAGCUUUGGACCACUAAACAUUGCCAACUAUGUUUAUAAUUUGACAGAAGCUAAUUUAACACCAAACAGAAGUCCACACUGGUUCCAGUUAUAUGACUUCAAAAACAGUUUUGAGCUUCAGGAUUUGUCGCCGUCUUCAAUGAAUGCACUGGUCAACAGCAUGGUAACAGACAAAAAAUAUCUGCUGGAUCUAUAUUCCGCAUAUUACUUCAAGAUCAGUGAUGCGAGUUGGCCAUGGUGCAAUGAGCAGUGCAAAGUGGAUAACUUGUGUAAGUCAGUUGUCACCGUUUUAUGGGAACGCCAGAGAUGUGAACAACUCCAUAGUCUAUUUUUUUCAUAAACAGAUAAAAGGUAAUAAGUUAAAAAAAAUAAACAAG